Parasteatoda tepidariorum (common house spider) is the source of this 8721-nucleotide messenger RNA. It is a transcript of the gene msps, whose product is annotated as msps cytoskeleton-associated protein 5. Lineage: Eukaryota; Metazoa; Arthropoda; Arachnida; Araneae; Theridiidae. Gene Ontology annotation, biological process: microtubule polymerization; spindle organization; establishment or maintenance of microtubule cytoskeleton polarity. Gene Ontology annotation, molecular function: microtubule plus-end binding; microtubule plus end polymerase activity. The record is from RefSeq and is a predicted model, not a curated record.
GAAUAUAAUCUGGCAUCUGAAAGAAACUGUAUACCGUAAAACGGUCUCAACAACGAACGGUCUUCUGUUUUGAAAAUAUCAGCUCUAGUGACAUAUGUCAUAUUUCUAAUGUUAAUACAAAAUUAUUAGAGAAUUCUUCAGUGUAUAUUAAUUUUACAAACCGUAUUGUAAAGUUACUUAAUACAUUCGUAUCGUAAACAAGAUGGAAGAAGACAAUGAGUUUUUGAAAUUGUCCGUUGAGGACAGGUGUCAACAUAAACUUUGGAAAGCCAGGCUCAGUGGUUAUGAGGACUCCAUAAAAUUAUUUCAACUGCAAGAUGAUGAAAAAAGCCCAGAAUUUACCAAAUACCUUGGUCUUCUGAAGAAAUUUGUCCUUGAUAGUAAUGCUAUUGCACAAGAGAAAGGUUUAUCAGCUGUUUUAGCAUUUUUAGAAAAUGCUGCAUGUGCUCCAAAAACUGCUAAUGAAGUAAUGAGUGGACUUGUAAGCAAAUGUUUUUCAUCUCCUAGAGCCAAAACUCGAGAAUUAGCAUUAGAAAUAACUUUAAUGUACAUAGAACUUGAAAAACAGGAUGUUGUACUUGAAGAACUCAUUAAAGGUUUAGAAAACAAGUCUCCAAAAGUUGUUGCUGCUUCCAUUGUUGCAGUGCGUGAAGCUCUGCACGCUUUUGGAUCAAAAGUAAUACCUGUAAAAUCUUUUUUGAAAACCUUAUUCAAGCUUUUUGAAGAUAGAGAUAAAACUGUUCGAGAAGAAUCUAAACAGUUAUGUAUUGAGAUAUAUAGAUGGGUAGGUGAAGCUAUCAAACCUCAGAUGGCAUCUUUAAAACCAGUAACAUUAACAGAGUUGGAAAAUGAAUUUAAAAACAUAGCUGGGGAAGUACCAGUUCCUACCCGUUAUUUGAAAUCUGAACAAGCUAAAAUUAAAAAGAGACAAGAAGCUGGUGAACCAAUACAGUCACAAGUCACAGAAAAACCAAUACCCGUACAAAUUGAUCCAUAUGAUUUGAUGUCAGAGGUUGAAAUAUUGUCAAAAUUACCGAAGAAUUUCUAUGAACUGUGUGAGGCAAAAAAAUGGCAAGAACGUAAAGAAGCUCUUGAGGCAUUGUUGCAGCUGACUACUAAUGUUAAGUUAGAGUCAGGUGAUUAUGGUGAUCUUGUUAGAAUGUUGAAGAAACUUAUUGGUAAAGAUUCUAAUAUUUUAGUUGUGGCUUUGGCUACGAAGUGUUUAACGAAUUUAGUCUUGGGCUUAAGAAAAAAAUUUCAACCAUAUUCUUCAGCUUGCAUUCCAACUAUAUUUGAAAAAUUCAAAGAGAAAAAACAAAAUGUAGUAGUUGCUCUUCGUGAAGCAAUUGAUGCACUUUAUAGCAUUACUUCUUUUGAUCCUAUGUUGGAAGAUAUUCAAUCAGCCUUGGAUAAUAAAAACCCUCAAGUCAAAGCAGAGACAUGCGCAUUUUUGACUCGUUGUUUUUGCAGUUGUUCUUCGUCUCAAUUGAAUAAAAAAUUGCUUAAAACAUUUAUUGCAUGCUUGCUAAAAACUUUAAAUGAUACUGAUGCUGUUGUUCGAGAAAAUUCAGCUGAAACUUUAGGGACUGCUUUAAAAGUAGCUGGAGAGAAAAAUAUGUCAGUAUUUUUAGGAGAUGUAGAUGCUAUAAAAAUGGCCAAAAUCAAAGAUUUUUGUGACAAAGCUGUUGUAACUUCAAAACCAGAAAUAAUAACUGAGAAGAAGCCACCUGCUCCUGUUAAACCUUCUAAGGUAGAAGAGAGUGUUAAACCUGUGACUGGGGGGAUAAAAAAGCCAGCUUCUGCUGGAGCAAUCAGAAGUAAACCCCCCUCUAAUACUCCUCGCUCUGCUCCUGUACGCACAGGUGCUAGUAAAAAACCAGUUGCAGAAACUAAUGUGCAAGAAUUUAAAGAGCAAGACCUUUCAGAUGAAGCAGUUUUAGAGCAAAUUGCAGAAAUUAUACCUCAAGAAAUUAUAAAUGGACUUAGCAGCUCAAAUUGGAAAGAUAGAUUAGCUUCAAUUGAAAAAUUUUCUGAAAUAACUCAGCAACUUCAAAAAGGAUCCAUUCCUGCUCAAUGCCUAAUUAAACUCUUGGCUAAAAAACCGGGUUUUAAGGAUAAUAAUUUUCAAGUUUUGAAACUCCGAUUUGAAAUAUUAACCUACAUUGCAGAAAAUGGGAAAAUUUCACACGUAGCUGUCGAGAGUUGCUUAUCAGAUGUUGUGGAUAAAAUAGGCGAUGCUAAAACUGGUGUUCAUUCAGGGCUAGCUUUGACAGCAUUGGCUGGAGCUACUAGUCUUGAGUAUAUCAGCCUUGAAGUUUUAAACAUUGCUUUUAACCAAAAAAAUCCAAAGAACCAAACUGAAGCUUUAAUUUGGCUUUCAAAUGCUAUAAAACAAUUUGGCUUGAAAUUACAAAUUAAAGAAAUAAUUGAGCAUUUGAAGAAAGCCUUCUCUUCAACUAAUCCAGCUGUGAGAAAUGCUGCUUUGGUUGUUGUAGGCACAAUGUACAUGUAUGUUGGGAAAACUUUGCGAUCAUUUUUCGAAAAUGAAAAGCCUACUUUGUUGCAACAAAUCGAUGCUGAAUUUGAAAAACUGAGUGAUGUAAGACCUCCAACUCCUGUUAAAGGAAAAGUUCCAAAAAAUGAUGGGUCAGGGGAUGCUUCAGAAAAUACAAAAUCUUCUGGACAAGUCAACCUUGCUGAUUUACUGCCUAGAGUUGAUAUCAGCAAUCAAAUUACAUCACAAUUACUCUCGGACCUUUCUGAUAAAGACUGGCAUCUUAGAAGUGAAGCUUUGCAGAAACUUUCCACUAUUAUUUCUGAUGCUAAAUUUGUAACUCCAAAUUUAGGUGAUUUGCCAAAUGCUUUAAAAUUACGAAUGACUGAGACCAAUAAAAGAUUGGCUAUUCAAGCACUAGGUAUAUGUGAGUUGUUAGGAACAGCACUUGGAGUUCAUACUUCUAAACAGAUUAGAAACUUUGCACCUGCAAUACUAACAUGUCUUGGAGAUAGCAAACCAAAUGUGAGAACUCCAGCAAUGCAGUGCUUAAACACAUGGAUGGAUCAGUGUCCUUUGUCUAAUUUAUUUGAAGGGGAGAUGUUAUAUGAUGCUCUAAAGGCUGAAAACCCUUUUUUGAGAGCAGAAUUAUUUGGAUGGCUAACUGAAAAGUUGCCUACUGUUACAGCUCUUCCCUCUGCUGAACUGAAUCUUUGUGUUCCUAUUUUAUUAACUUGUUUAGAAGAUCGUAAUGUAGAUGUGCGAAAAAAAGCAUCUGAAUGUGUGUUACCCUAUAUGAUUCAUGUUGGUUAUGAGUCAAUGUCAAGAGCUGCCUCUAAAUUGAAGCCAGCAUCAAAAACUACUGUGGUUGCUCAGUUGGAUAAAGUACGCCAAAGUUUACCUGCAAAGCCAAAUGCUAAAUCUAAACCAACUAAACAAGCUGCGGUUUCUAACAGUCGUUUAUCUCCUCCACAGGUAGGAAAUGAUGAUGGGGAAAAAAAUAAAAUGAAGCGCAGUACUUCUAAAUCUAAACUUAGCCUGAAACCUCCAUCAACUGUAUCGAAAAGCAAAAAGGAGGAAGAAAUCGAUACAUCUCCACCAUUGGUUGCUAAUAAUAUGAAGGAACAAAGAUUGGCUGAUGAAAAAGCUCUUAAAGUUUUAAAAUGGAACUUUACGAAUCCUAGGGAGGAAUUUUAUGUUCAGUUAAAGGACCAAAUGAUUGCUGCCAACUGGAAUAAAACAAUAAUCUCUCAUUGUUUUCACAAUGAUUUUAAAUUUCACAUAAAAGCUAUUGAUUUAUUAAUUGAAUCGGUAGAAAAUAAUUUAGAGGCUUCAGCAGCUAAUUUGGAUUUGAUUUUGAAAUGGCUUGCUCUGAGAUUUUUCGAUACUAAUCCUAGUGUCUUGAUUAAAAGCUUGGAAUAUCUGCAAGUUUUGUUUCAAGCGCUUUUAGAAGUUAAUUACCACUUGCUUGAACCUGAGGCUGCAUCUUUUGUUCCUUAUUUAAUAUUAAAAAUCGGAGAUUCUAAAGAUACUGUACGCAAAGGUGUUAGAGAAAUAAUCAAAUCAAUUACAAAAAUAUAUCCUUACAGUAAACUGUUUUCUUAUAUCAUGCAAGGUUUAAGCUCAAAAAAUGCAAGACAGAGAGCAGAAUGCCUAGAAGAGUUGGGCUCCAUGAUUGAAUUAUAUGGUUUAGGUGUUUGCCAACCUUCACCCGCUGUUGCAUUAAAAGAAAUUGCUCGUCAGAUAUCUGAUAGAGAUAACAGUGUGAGAAAUGCAGCUUUAAAUUGUGUUGUUCAAGCUUAUUUUAUAGAUGGAGAAAAGGUAUAUAAAUAUGUCGGACAGUUAUCUGACAAAGAUUUAAGCUUGCUUGAAGAGAGGAUAAAAAGAAGCUUGAAAACGAAAGCCAACAAACCUGUUGAUACAACCAUUCCGCCAUCAACACCCAAAGCAAUUCCUCAAACCAAUUUGAAUGCUUCUCGAACUUAUGCUGCAAAUGAGUCAAAAAUAACUCAACCUACAGUAUCAUCUAUGCCUGGUCCUCUCAGGUUAGAUACUGAAGAUAUUGAACAGAUGUUUAGACCCAAAGAGCCUUCUGCACUCGUACCUGGUCUUAUUCAUGUAAAUGCAGAUGAAAUUUUAAAUUUACCAGAUAUACAAUUACCUCGAUCUAGACUACGGCCUCCAACCACAUCUCUAAAAUUAUUGAAUAAUUCUGCUGAGAUAGAAACAGCUGUAAAUCUGGUUAUGGCCCAAUUGACUGCUCAAGACAUAUCUGUUGUUAAAGAGGCAUUUAUUCAGAUAGAAGAAGUUUUAAAACAGAAUGAUCAAGCAGUAAGAGUUCUAGGUUCCAGAGUGGAUCAACUUCUUGUAAUGGGUGCCAUGCAGUAUCGAUAUGCUCAUAACAAGCAUAUGGCUGAUGAAAAUAUUUGCAAAGCUGAUGUUAUUUCCUUGUACAGAUGUGUAACAUUAGCUCUAGUAACACUAUUUGAUAAUCCUGAUCUUGCUAAAAAAGCUAGUAGGGAUGUACUCAGAGACUUAAUUCCACAUCUUAUCACUGUUAUGCUUGACGAGCGCCUCGAGGAUCUUCAAGAAGGUGCUCAAGUAAUAAAGGUGAUAAAUGUUUUAAUCAUGCGCAUCCUUAUGAAGUCUAACCCAACGCAUGUUUUAAGUGCAUUAGUUAAGUUGUUGCAUGAUUGUGUUGGUAGUUCUAAUGUGUCUGAUCGCUUUACAGAUCUUGUGAUGAAAUGCCUCUGGAAAAUGAUUCGAACAAUUCCACAAGUGAUCAAUGAUUUAAAUAUUGAUAGGAUUUUAUUAGAUGUCCAUGUGUUUCUUAAAGCAUUUCCGUCUUCAUCAUGGAAAGAGAAACAAUAUGAUACUCCCAUAAGGACUGUUAAAACUAUUCUCUUUAAAUUGGUAGAAAUUAAAAAUGAUGACAUAAUGAAACAUUUAUCAUUAGUAACUGAUCGGCAGGAAUCUGAUCUUGUCAAUUACUUGCAAAAACUUAUUACUCGCAAGAAAGUGGACAAUAGAAGAUCCUUGAACAAAAACAUGUCUCAAGAUGACAAUAUUGGACUUAAUAACAAUCACAAGCGAAAUCGAGCAUCACCAUUAAAACUUUCAAAAUCUACUCAUGAAGCUUUAACUGAAAUAUUUAAGAAGAUUGGCUGCAAAGAGCAAACUAAAGAAGGUCUUGCAGAACUGUACGAGUUUACUCAAAAACAUCCCGAAGCAGAUAUUGAACCCUACCUUAAAACCUCAUCUGAUUUUUUUCAAAAUUAUAUUCGUCAAGGAAUUCAACAACUGGAGAAAGAAAAAGGCUCUAUCAAGUAUAAGCCAGAUUCUCCUCUUGCUUUCUCGGGCAAAACCGAAGAAAUUGCUGGUUGGAAUUCUAAUUUUCCUAAUAAGUACGCUACAUUCACCAAAGGUAAGCUGAAUUCACAAACGUGGGAAAUAUUUCCACCGGUUCCUCCUCCUACGGUUGACACUACACCAAUGGAUCUGGUUGAAUGGCUGAAGAGUGUUGUUGCUCGUUUGGGGAUGGACACAUCUAAGUAUGAUGAUCCUGCUUUUCUUGAUAGAGUGUGUGGUAAUGGAAAUCAGGGGCCUGUGUCUGAUGAGGAAAUUGCAAAAAUACAUUCUGAUGUUGAAAGAUAUCAAAAGAUGUUGGGUGAAUUGAGAAAGUCACUGUAAUUGUAGCUGCCAAAAGAGAACUAAUUUUCCAUCAAAUCCCUAGUUUUAUAAUGUAGCUAUGUUUUAUGUAGUGUGAUGCAGCCAAUGUAAUGUAUUAUAAAUUUUUUCUAAUAACCCAUUAACAACUGAGAUUUAGAUUUUUAACAUUGUUUAAAUCCAUUUUAAGUUAUUACCAUCUGUAUGAAAGCACAUUGAGUUUGUGUUUAAUCGUAAGUUUAUUUGCAUUGUUAAGGAGAAUACCUGUUAAUUGAAUUUAAUAAUACAGAAAUAUAAUUAAACUAAUUUUCCUUUUUUUAAAAAAAAUUGCUUGAAAUUGGUUUUUAUAUACAAAAAUAAUAUACAAAACAAAAUCAUAUCGAUACAGAGGUAAACAAUUAUUUUGUCAAGGAAAAUCUAACUGCAGUUAAUGGGUUAAUAUUUUGCUUGGCUUGUAAAUACUAAUUUAAUAAUUGACACAGUAUUUUAUUAGUCUUCCUUUAAAAUGUUUUUUUUUUAAAUAUCUUUUAUGAAUAACGUUUUAACUGUUUUUUUUUUUUUUUUUAAAAACUAUGCUAUAACUUAUUUUCUCUCCUUUUUUAUGUGAUAAACCUCUAGUGUGUUCCUAAACUAAAAAGUGUUUUUUUAUUAAUAAAUUUUUACAGUUUUGUUAAAGAUUAAACUUUUUUGAGGUUAAUAUUUUUUAAAAAAAUGAACGUUUCCAUUUUUUAAAGCAUUUGGAUUGCACUUAAAAAAUUACAGUUUUUCUGUGUGUACGAAUAUUGAGCUUUCUUAAAAUUAGCUGUAGUUUAGAUUAAUGUUCCAAUAUCCUAUUUGUAAAUAGUCUAACAUUAUAAGCAGUCUUACAUUCAGAAUUAUGAUGAAUAUUCUGGGAUCUCAGUUUCAUUUCUUAAUUUUUUUUCUUUUCUUAUUUAACUACAUUUGUGAAAAACCUAUUUAUAUUAAUAUAAUGCUACUUAAUGUUAUUCUUAUUUAUUGCUUUGAACUUGAAUGGUGACAAAAUUCUAUGCAUACAUUUCAGAAUUACAUAAAAUUUUAUUUAAAACAAUUUCUAUAUGUUUAGUUAUGUAUGAAUAAUAAAUUGAUUUAAUUAAUGUUAAGGUUCAUAAUUUAACAAAGUUGCCCAGAAAGGUUAAAACGAAUGAAGAACAAGAAGUUAGAAAGUUUUUUGCUAAAAAUGUUGAAGGUUUUCUUAAUUUUGAAGUAUAUUGUAAGCACAUACUAAAAUUUAUAGAUUGAAUAAGUGUUUUUAAAGAACAAAGUUAUAAAACUGAAAUAACGUUCUUUAGAAAGCGAUUUAAGUACAGACAUGAAAAACUUCAGGUCAACGAAUUUCAUGUCUGCUUAUUUUUAAGAAAUGAUAGAAUUUAAGUUUCUGAUUUCAAAGCUUAAAAUUUAUCUUAAUGUUAUUAUGAAGAGUUAUUUUUGUGACAAAUGAUCUUUUUCUGAUGUACAAUUACAUGAAUGGAAGAAAUUUUUCAAAUCAUUUAAAUUAAAUAGUCGCAAUUAGCCAAUAAAUAACAGAAAGACUCUGGUAUCAAGCUGAAAUUAAAAGCAAAUUAACCCAUUAAACACUGAUAAACUACACUGAAUAGAUUAAAUUUAUUCAUGUCUAUUUAUACAUAAAAAAAAAUAUUUAAAAGAAUCUUUAUUUGGUUUGAAGACAUGAUAUAGCUUUAAAAUGGGAGACUUGCUGUUUUACAGCGUUAAAAUGUCAAGUGUCUCAUUUCGGGAUUCUUUCCAAUUAACUGCUGUAAAACUCAUAAAAAUAUUUCUUGACGUCUGUUUAUUAUUAUGUAAAAACAGAAGUAGUAUUUUUAACAUUUAGCGACUCUAAAAUUUCUCAAAAAAGAUUAAUAACUAUUUCUUCAUUUUUUACUUUGAAAAUGAAGAAGAUUGUCUUGCUUAAAUUUGAACAAAAUGUAGAAUCUAUAAAAAAAGAAUUAAAGUAUGCAAACAAUGAUUUUAACUUGAUUAAAGAUUUCCGAAAUGGAAGAACAUGGUGCUUAUUGGGUUAAACAAAAGUUUAUAAAUAUAUUCUUAUUGUAUUUUAUCAGAUUAUUAUAAUCUUUUAGGUAAUUAAAAUACAGUCUGGUGUUUAAAUCAAUUAAUAUGUUUAGAAAAAGGGAAAAUUUUUCAUAUAAAUUAGUUUGAUUUUUUAUGUAAAAUCUGCUAAUUUCUGAUGCAUAAAUGUAUUAAAAUGUAAAUAUAUACUGUUUGUUUAUUAUAAGCAUUAUUUAUUUUAGAUUAAUGAAAUGUUUAAUAUUUGUUAAAUCUAGCUUAUAAAUUUCAGGUGCCUUUCUAUUAAAGUAUUCAAUAUAAAAAACUGUAAAUAAUGCUUUAUUUUUAAAAAAGAAAUAUCAAUCUCAUAGGAAAGAAUUGGUUUUUAGAACUUGUGUUUGUUCUUUUUCGUAACCCACAUGUUUAUCAUUUAUUUUUAAUUCGUCUUUCAUAAUUAUUUUGUUUUUUACUGCAUUGUUUUGUACCAUAUCUAAAUCAGUGUAAAUAUUUUACCCGUAAUAAAAGAGCCGGAAUCUAAA